CAUUUUGACACUUGCGUUAGUCGCUGUAACCACAAACAAAUAAACGUUGCGACAAAAGGUACUCCAAGGCAAGGGAAGAAGAUGUUGCGUUCCAAACUUACACAGGCAGCAUGCGCCGCCGUCCAGCGGACAUUCUCCACCAGUCCCAAGGUGCUGGCCACCAAGCAAUUAACGGUUCGGGAUGCAUUAAAUAGCGCCCUAGAUGAUGAAUUGGCUCGCGACGAACGCGUAUUCAUACUUGGUGAAGAAGUGGCUCAAUACGAUGGUGCAUACAAGGUAUCACGUGGACUGUGGAAGAAAUAUGGAGACAAACGCGUCAUUGAUACACCAAUCACAGAAAUGGGUUUCGCUGGUAUUGCCGUCGGAGCUGCCAUGGCUGGAUUGCGUCCCGUUUGCGAAUUCAUGACCUUCAACUUUGCCAUGCAGGCCAUCGAUCAUAUCAUUAAUUCGGCAGCCAAGACCUUCUACAUGUCGGCUGGCGCUGUUAAUGUACCCAUUGUGUUCCGCGGCCCAAAUGGAGCUGCCUCUGGUGUGGCUGCACAGCAUUCACAAUGCUACGCUGCCUGGUACGCACACUGCCCCGGCCUGAAGGUUGUUUCUCCCUACGACUCUGAAGAUGCUCGUGGACUGCUUAAGGCUGCCAUUCGGGAUCCCGAUCCAGUUGUCGUACUGGAGAACGAGCUUAUGUACGGUGUUGCAUUCCCCGUGGACGACAAAGUGGUCGACAAAGACUUUGUUGUGCCCAUUGGCAAGGCGAAAAUCAUGAGGCCCGGCAAGGAUAUUACCAUUGUGGCGCAUUCCAAGGCGGUGGAAACCGGUCUGCUUGCUGCCGCCGAGUUGGCCAAGAAAGGUAUCGAAGCUGAGGUAAUCAAUCUUCGUUCCAUUCGUCCCCUGGAUACGGCAACCAUCUUUGCCUCUGUCCGCAAGACACAUCACCUGAUCACCAUCGAGAAUGGCUGGCCCCAGCAUGGCGUCGGUGCUGAGAUCUGUGCCCGCAUUAUGGAGGAUCAAACAUUCUUCGAACUUGAUGCCCCAGUCUGGCGUUGCUGCGGUGUUGAUGUACCCAUGCCCUAUGCCAAAACACUCGAGUUGAAUGCUCUACCCCGUGUUCAUGAUGUUACAGAGGCUGCACUUAAAGUGCUCGGUGGCAAGGCUGGAAAAGCUGUUGCGGCCGCCAAGUAGAUGCAAUGUUUAUUAUUAAAAUUAACUUUAUGGACAGCUAGUCUUGGUCCCAUAUCCCUGCCUCCGAAAUUAAGCGCACUACAGUGAAAAAAUCGAAAUUGUAAUAUGAUUUGUUGGAAACUAGGCUGCUUUAAUGCUGCCCCUGGUCUAAAGACACUCUAGUUAAUUAAUAUAUUGGGUUAACGAAAUCUCUAUUGAAAAUAAAACGACAUUAGUAACAUGAAAAAUGAA
Molecule: messenger RNA, 1413 nt
Organism: Drosophila willistoni
Lineage: Eukaryota; Metazoa; Arthropoda; Insecta; Diptera; Drosophilidae
Gene: Pdhb
Product: pyruvate dehydrogenase E1 component subunit beta, mitochondrial
Exons: 6
Coding region: 82-1182 (366 amino acids)
Biological process (GO): pyruvate decarboxylation to acetyl-CoA
Molecular function (GO): pyruvate dehydrogenase (acetyl-transferring) activity
Source: RefSeq, a predicted model, not a curated record